Megalobrama amblycephala (Wuchang bream) is the source of this 7548-nucleotide messenger RNA. RefSeq names its product insulin receptor substrate 1 (gene irs1). Gene Ontology annotation, biological process: insulin receptor signaling pathway. Bases 1733 to 5095 code for a protein of 1120 amino acids. NCBI's taxonomy places the organism in Eukaryota, Metazoa, Chordata, Actinopteri, Cypriniformes, Xenocyprididae. The transcript is spliced from 3 exons. The record is from RefSeq and is a predicted model, not a curated record. Gene Ontology annotation, molecular function: phosphatidylinositol 3-kinase binding; insulin receptor binding. Gene Ontology annotation, cellular component: cytosol; plasma membrane.
UAUAACAAGAUAUAGUAGACUACACGUAUCUUAAAUAUUAUCAAGAAAAAUGAUCAAGAAUAUCAAAAAGUUUUAGGUUGUUACCUCUUGAAUUUCAACAGGAGGUGGCAGCAUUGCUCAAUAAAUUCAGAUACGAGUACAACAGCCACAUAUUAUGAUGCUUUCACAAUAAAGAAAUGUAUUGCCACAGUCUAACGCAGAUGCAGAAUUUCAUUUGCUCUGUAAUUAAUCAGUUUUUUAUUAAUUCAAAACUACUUGAAAUUAUUUUUACAGAAUUGUAAUAUUAAAUAUAGAUAAGACACGAAAUAAAACAUGGCCACUAUGGCUACUAUAAUUUGAAUCAACCAUAAAGGAACUAAUCCCUAAUAAAAACCUUUUUUAGACUUGUCAGUUUUCAGUUCAUCCAGUAGAUUCUUUGAACCCAUUAUCAUUUAGCUAAACUGUAAAAACAAAAUAUUAUUCUUUAAUUCCGUGAAGCGGUCAAUUAGCUAUCCGAUUUUCCAGCCGCUGGAAGGAAACCACAUACUUUUCAUUACACUGCACGUUACUAUGCUACUUUACUAUAAUUAAUCCCAUAAUAAUAAUAACAAUAACAAUGUGUACUUCAAUAGUAAUAAUAAUAACAAUAACAAUGUGUACUUCAAUAAUAAUAACAAUAACAAUGUGUACUUCACUUCAAUUAUACAAGUACAUAUUGUUCAUUUGUCACUAUAUUUAUACAUGUAAAUAGACAGUAACAUGAACAUUGCAAAGUAUGACCGACUUUCCAUUUUACAAUAGUGUGUUUAUAAAUAACGGCAGCGCAUAGUUACAUGGCGUCUAUUCAACACUGCCUCUAAAUAAAAACUUUAUAGAGUUGUUCAGCUCGUGAAUGAAUCGGUGUUUUGAACGAAUCUUUUAAGUGAACGAAUCGUUCUCCUCAUAGAACUUUGUGUAUAUGUUUGAAACAUCAGCUAAUGAAUCUUUUUAGUGAAGAUUCGAUUCAAUGAGAUGAAUCAAAAAUCCCCACCAUUUGAAUCACAUGUCUCUCACAGCCCCCUAGGAUGAUUGACAUUAGAACUCUCCAAUCAACGAGCUCAGUUCCAAAAUAGGCGGGAUUCUUAGUUGUAUCGUAACAAGCUAGGCUACAACCCCCCAGUCUCAACUCCUCCAUACAAACAUACACGAGCGGUGCCUUGUUUUGGUCUGUUACUGCUUCACAAAAUAGAAAACUCAGCGACUUUUGGGGGAACUUAUGCAGCUGUUAUGAAGCGGACUCGGUACGUUUCCGUUGUAAAUAACGGUCUGAUGCAUACUUUGCGCUCGUGCUUUGUUUAAUUGCACUUUUGGGAUUUUUGCAGACAGCGCUUUGAUCUCCGGGGUAAAUGGGGUCGUCGUACGCUGCUGACUGCGCUUGUUUUGAUAAUGCAUUCGGAUCUCCGGACUGAAAAGGACACUGUUUUGUAACUUUCACUGUUUUGUAUUUUUGUACAUCAUAAACUUGGUGCUUUCCGGUACUUGCAAUAUUCUUUGAGGAUGCCUGAUGGAUUAUUUAAAGUUAGUUUUAACAAUGUAAUGCUGCUGAAGAAACUGUUAUAAUUGAAGCUUUUGUCGGUACGCACAAAAGUGACUUGAGUGCUAUUUUUCUAUUUUUUACUCAAUGGAAACCCAGCGUUCACAUUUGACGAAGAUUACAUGCAAAACGCUUUGACUUUCAAUCCUGCAAUUUUUCUGUAAAUUAUUUUUUUAUACCAUGGCAAGCCCGACCACGGAGCAAGGAUGUUUUUCGGAUGUGAAAAAGGUGGGUUAUUUAAGGAAACCCAAAAGCAUGCACAAAAGGUUUUUUGUACUGAGGGCGGCGAGCGCCUCCGGACCGUCCCGACUGGAGUACUACGAAAACGAGAAGAAGUGGAGACACAAGUCUGGAGCACCGAAAAGGUCCGUUCCGCUGGAGAGCUGCUUUAACAUCAACAAAAGAGCGGAUUCUAAAAACAAACAUCUCGUCGCGCUUUACACCAAGGAUGAGUACUUUGCCAUCGCUGCUGACAGCGAGUUAGAGCAGGAGUCAUGGUAUCAAGCCCUGGUUGAUCUUCAUAACAGAGGUAAAGUCCACGAAACUGCCUCGGGCCGCGGAAUUGGCGAGGAUAAUUACGGCGAAGCCACGCCGGGACCUGCCUUCAAAGAGGUUUGGCAGGUUAUUUUGAAACCAAAGGGUCUGGGUCACAUAAAAAACUUGAUUGGCGUUUACAGAUUAUGCCUCACUAAUAAGACUAUCAGUUUUGUGAAACUCAAUUCAGAUGCGGCCGCAGUGGUCCUGCAGUUGAUGAACAUUAGAAGAUGUGGUCACUCUGAAAAUUUCUUUUUCAUUGAAGUUGGGAGAUCUGCUGUGACGGGACCCGGGGAGUUUUGGAUGCAAGUUGAUGACUCCGUUGUGGCUCAGAACAUGCAUGAAACUAUAUUAGAAGCCAUGAAAGCCAUGAGUGAGGAGUUCAGACCCCGCAGCAAAAGUCAGUCGUCUUCCAACUGCUCGAACCCCAUCUCAGUGCCUGUCAGGAGGCAUCAUCACAAUAAUCCUCCCCCCAGUCAGGUUGGCUUAGGCAGGCGUUCUCGGGCUGAGAGCGUGACAGCCACUUCUCCUGUUAGACCCGGCAAACACAGCCAUUCAUUCAGAGUGAGAGCGUCCAGUGACGGGGAGGGCACCAUGUCCAGGCCGGCGUCCGUUGAUGGGAGUCCAAGCAGUCCGAGCACAGCCCGACUUCAAUCGCAGCGACACAAGGGUGGAUCCAGACUUCACCCUCCGCUCAAUCACAGCAGAUCAAUACCCACGCCCACCUCGCGGUGCUCCCCUUCAGCCAUCAGCCCCGUCAGCCUGUCUUCCAGCAGCACCAGCGGCCACGGAUCCACGUCUGACUGCCUCUUUCCACGCCGCUCUAGCGCCUCCAUAUCUGGAUCUCCCAGUGAUGGCGGAUUUAUUUCCUCUGAUGAAUACGGAUCUAGCCCCUGCGACUUUCGAAGCUCCUUCCGUAGCGUGACUCCGGACUCGCUUGGCCACACACCGCCUGCUAGGGAGGAGGAGAUAAACAACUACAUCUGCAUGGCCAAGCCCGGUUCACUUCCUGGCACCGGGAGCCAAUCGCGAAGCCAAUCCAGAGGAACGCCAUCGAGACUAGAGGAGCCCGAGUUGGAAAAAUGUUUCCGGAAACGAACGCAUUCUUCUGGUGCAUCGCCGCCAACUCCGUGCCAUCAAAAGACUCCCUCACAGUCGUCUUCUGCAUCAUUGGAGGAGUAUACCGUAAUGAUGCCGGCAUACCCACGAAGCCGCACUGCGUCGUCAUCGUCGUCAACGCACAGGCACUCAUUCAUGCCUACCCAUUCAUACCCAGAGGAAGGUAUCGAUACGUCACAAGCAAAAGACCACAGUGGAACAGAUCACAAAGAUGACGGCUACAUGCCCAUGCUGCCGGGCGUUGCACCUGCGACCCCAACGGUGAAAAAUGGUGACUACAUGCCCAUGAGUCCAAAAAGUGUUUCUGCACCACAGCAAAUUAUCAACCCCCGGCAACACUCGCAUGUUGACUCCAAUGGUUACAUGAUGAUGUCACCAAGUGGCAGCUGCUCUCCAGAUGGCACAACAAACUAUGGCAAGAUCUGGACUAAUGGCAUCAACCCUAAGCUCUCCAUGGAGAGUAUGGAAGGUAAAGUGUCAUCUUGUGGAGACUACAUAAACAUGUCCCCGGCUAGUUGUUCAACGACUAGUACGCCUCCAGACUGCUUUUUCAACCCUGUAGAAGAUCCUCCCAGGCCAAUGUAUGCUUACUUCUCUUUACCCCGCUCCUUCAAACACGCCAACAGGAAGCAAGACCAGAGCCCUCUUCGGAUAUCACUGGGCUCUAACCGAUUGCCAUACGCAGACUCUUCCUCAUCUUCGGCGAGCAGCGACAGCUUGGGUGGUCAAGGCAACUCGCAGCAAUCUGCUGUCAAACCCAAAAGGUCAGAGGGCAACAGUAGGCUGACACGGCCGACGCGGCUGUCAUUGGAUGCUAGCAAAGCAAGUACUCUCCCACGAACACGUGAGAGUCCCUUCCCCGCAGAGCCCAAAAGUCCUGGGGAGUAUGUCAACAUUGAGUUCAACGACAAGCCGUUUUCAGCAAGCUUAGCAUCGCUGUUCCCACCUGUGUUUUCUGGAAGUGAUGCUGAGGCACAAUCAGACCUUUCAUCAUCUGAGUACAUGAACAUGCAGCCGGGGUCACAGGCCAGGCGGUUGUGCCCAGAAAUGCAGAUUUCCACUUCCUGUUCAGAUUAUGCCAUCAUCAACCCAUCAGACUCUAAAUCCUCCCCUCCGCUGACCUGUGAGAGCAUAUGUGACCGUGACUACAUCAGCAUGCAGUUAGCAUCCUGCACUAGCUUUCCUAAUACACAAAUGAUGCUGAUGACCGAGGCCUUGCCAGAUGCGGAUGCUCCUCCUCGUUCUGUAUCACCCAAUCAUGGCGUGACUGCAUUAAGCGGUGCCCCAGGAAGACCAGCUCUGAUGGGCUCUUUGUCAGGUCUUAGUGCAUUCACGCGAGUUAACUCCACUUCCGGGUGGAACCAGGGGGCUAAAGUAAUCCGGGCUGACCCACAGGGUCGACGGAGACACAGUUCAGAGACUUUUGCCUCCACGACACCAAGAGGCUCAGUUGACACAUCAGCCACCUGUCAGUCAGGUGAUGUAAAGCGCCACAGCUCCGCCUCUUUCGAGAAUGUAUGGUUAAGACCUGGUGAGGCCUCUGCUGCUUCUACCGCUCCUCCCUCAUCUACAGUAACCAACGGACGAAGGGAAAACACUUCAGGCCCAAUUCCCACAUUAACAAACCAUGACCAGAACGGCCUGAACUACAUUGAUCUGGAUCUAGUGCAGAAUGGAGAGCAGCAUAUUCCAGACUGGAAUGCGUUCCAAUCUCGGCCAGUGGAGCUGGGAGCCGUGGAAGGUAUAGAAGAGCUCAGUGCCUACGCCAGUAUAAACUUCCAGAAAUCAGAUGAGACCAGAGGGAAUCUCGCACGCAGAGAAGAGCCGCUUGUUAAAGUCGACACAGGCAGAGAUAUGGAGGGAUGGAGAGGAAGUAAAGAGAGAGAAUGAAGAGUAGAAAUCCGCCCGCUCCUUCAAGCAUCAAGACUCAAAAUCUCUCCCCGUUCAUCACAAGCCAGACCUCAGAAACUGGACCUCAAUAAACUCACUAACCUCAUUUUCCAGGACCGCAUUAUCACCCGGACGCUACCAAAAGCAUAUGGACAAAACAGAUCUCUCAACAUCACGUAUCCGGACCUCACAAAUGCUGGAUUCCACUAACCAUAAAUCUCUGGACUUUCACUGUGCGCACCUCUUUAGACAUUACCAGACGUUACUGUCCAGCUGUUACAGACUCGGUACAAAUCGAUUUCUACCAUCGAACGUGGUAAAAUGGCACCUUUUGAGGUGAAGGGCGAUGGUACUGCAAUGUUAAUAUUUACGUAAAUGACGGUAUACAUGUUUUCGGUACAGGGAUGCUUUACGAAGCAGCCAUAUUGCGUUGGGUUUGUACGACAGUGCCCAACUGUGUUGAUUGUACUUCAGUACUGCCAGACGUUUCCAUUACAGAUGAGAUUACAUGUUGCGAUCCAGCUCUCAAUUAGACACUUUUAUACACCCAGUACGGACGACCUCAAACAGCCAGACUUGACCUCAGGACUUUACGAAAGAGUUUACACACACACUGUGUUUCAGCACUGUGAGCCAUGACUGACCUCAUGCUGCCAAACACACACUGUGAUGUCUGUCAAACCCUGGUUUCAAUUCAUACCUGCUCAAGUUAUAUCCUGUUUAAUUGUAAUAAUAAGCAUGUAACUUAUAUGGAGUUUAUACUGGCCUCCAAACGGAACUCCACCCCCUUUUGGUUUUAUUUGAUUACUUUUAAUUUAUUUUUUUUAUAUAAUUUUCCGUUUUAAUUUUUGGUACUAUCUUUCUUUUAUUUUUACAAAUUUUCUUCAUUUUAUUUGUUUGUUUUCAUGCUAAAUUUUGAAUUAUUAGAGAAUAUCUCAUAUAUUUUAUAUGUUGGCUUCCAAACAGAACUUCACCUAGAAGAACAAAAUCCUUUUUGGUACUAUUUUUAUUUUAUUUCAUUUCAAUGCUAUACACACAGGUUUGGUUACCAUAGAUUGAAUUUUCCAUUACUACCUGAUUUGGCAACUAACAAUACAGUUGAGAUUUUGUGAAUGAUGUCGGGCGAACAUUUUGUAAUUCUGCCGUAAUUGUUACAAGCGAAUAAGUGGCCUUACAGCCCAAAUAAAAAUCAGUCACGUUCAUGGGCGUGUAAUUCCCAUGACAAACAUUUCUGAUCAAAUCGUAUCACCAGUAUUUGGUCAAUCUGAACAAAAACUUGCACAAGAAUGUGCUGUAACAUUUCCGUAAACGUCUAAACCUAAAGUGCAAGUCGUUUUUACAGGCAGCAGCACUGUUUUUUUUUUCAUUUUAAGCAUCCUGCUGUUAAGCCUCGGAAGCCAGUCAAAGUUGCUUGCGACUUUUUUUAGGCUGUUUUAUUUCAUUACAGUUGAAUCUAUUAUUUCAUAUGGUUUAUUUUUGCUUAAAAUAAAAUGCUGUGGCGACGGUAAGGUCACAGCAACAGGUUUAAAAAUAAAAAAAACUCGAUGUCUGUCAUGUUUGCUGCUGAAAUUAAACAAACAAUGAACAAUCUGUAAAUUAUUGAAUAUAUAGAAAUGUUGUUCUCGGUUCUCUUUUAAGAGUGAAAGUAUUUAACAUUUCAUGGUUGCUGUUUUAUUUUUAUUUUUUUUUUUUCCCUUAAGAAUCUUGACAUGUUUUUAAGAUGUGUCUACUGUUCUGAAGUUUUGCUUUUAUAGUAAAUUGUAUAAUCCUUUUUUUUUUUUUUUUUGAGAGAGAGAGAGAAUGGUACGGUUCUAUACUGUAGAUUCCUUUUUUUUUUUUUUUUAAAUAUGCUUAAUGUAACAUGCACAUCAGGGACUUCUCCCUAGCCCCCCACCAACUCCGAACGGAAUCACUUUUGGGAACCUGUUACACUUGUUACGCUGUUCCCCGAGCUCUGAUUGGCUGUGACAGUGGUGUCCCUGUAACCUGAUAGGCCGUUCUAAAGGUUGCCUGUUAUUCGAUAGGUUGCAGUUGUCGUUUUAGCACCCUGUGGUUGUGUUGCGAUACAGGGCGUGGGGCAUCACUCUUCCCACCAUUAUGUGGCCAAACCUUUGACAUCUCAAACAAACUUGUUGUUCUUUGUAAAUAAUGUAUUGUAUAAAAGAAAACUGAUUAUUGGUGGAUAUCGGACUGACCAGGGAUGUUUGGUUUUAUGGAUGCUCAAAGCAAGCAGUUGAUUAGUCACCUUUAAUGAAUGAAUUGAAACAUGUAAACAGUAUGAGUGGAUGUACAGAUGAAUGGAUGUAUGCACAAAUGUUUGUUUUAAAUGAAUGAAAUGAGCAGCAGCAUUAAGGAGAGGGCUGUGUAUACCCCUUCCCUCCCCCCUAUUUAGAAGAAUGGUAUCUUCUGGAUCCUUGACGUGUAAUAAAGUAGAAGCGCUUAUCUUUUCUGAA